AGAUGACUUCUCGUCGUGAAGACGAAGCUUCUUCCUCAUACCCACCACCCCCACUCACCUCAUCACGUAUCUACAUCGGAACCCAAGCAAGAGAGAUCCUCGCAACACGUGACAUCAAAGGAAUCACAAACCUCAUCACUAGCCUCUGUUACGGUAAAGAAACAGAGCAAUCAUCUUCAUCUCCGAAGCUUCUCUACGAAAUCUUCAAGCACCAUUUCCCAAACAUCUUAGCCGUGAAGCUCCUCCAAAUCUACAGGUUCGGUGCCGAUACAACAACCCCAAAGAUUCGAUCUUUCUCACUCUUUCUCCUCGAUUCACUUCUCAUGGAUCUCGACGACUCAAGGGUCGGUUUGAAAACAGAGUCUUUGAAUGACAUCAAAACCCAUUUGAAUGCUUGUCUUUACGAGCGAGAAGCUUCGGAUGAAGACUUCAAACUCCUCUCAAGAAUCGUAUCUCGUGUCGCUGUUGAUGUUUUCAUAGGAAGCAACCCUUGGGAAGAGCUCUGUAUUUACAUUCUCUCACUUGACGGGAAUAAAAAAGCUCUUUUGAUGUUCAGUGAUUUGCCAAUGCUUCUUGAUGAUGAGUUCUUGAUUCCGCUGUUGGACAAUGGUCUUGGUUUAAAGAUCGUUAACGUGUUGUUGAUGAAUCAAGAUUGUGAUGAUGAAGAGGAGUGGUGUUUAGCUUUGGAAGCUGCGUUUGGUUUGAUUCUUCAGCUUGUGACUGUGAAGAGGGAGAGUUUGGUUUGGGAUUUGGUUUACGCGAUUUUGAAAUCGGUUUGGGAGAUGGUUAACGUGAAGAGAAGAGAGAUCGUUGUGCGUAAAAGUUUCGUUAGGGUUGCAAGGAUAGUGGGAAGAGAAGCUUUGAGGUUCAGUGAGGCUGAGUAUGAAGUUGUGUCACGUUUAGGUUUCAUGAUACAGAGGAUGAAUGGAGUUAGUGAUGUUACGUUGAUGAUGGUGACUAUGAUUCAUGAAGUUCUCGAGAGGUAUUACAUGGGAGGUCAACCAUUUCAUACUGGUUUGCUUAACCAGUUCCCGUAAUUGGUUUUUUUUUUUA
Camelina sativa (false flax) is the source of this 1053-nucleotide messenger RNA. RefSeq lists its product as uncharacterized. The record is from RefSeq and is a predicted model, not a curated record. Lineage: Eukaryota; Viridiplantae; Streptophyta; Magnoliopsida; Brassicales; Brassicaceae.